Messenger RNA from Anisakis simplex (herring worm), 270 nucleotides. Lineage: Eukaryota; Metazoa; Nematoda; Chromadorea; Rhabditida; Anisakidae. The record is from the annotation of a GenBank genome assembly.
GGUAGGAAUGCAAUCUUCAUCACUGGCGGUGCUGACCCAUGGUAUCCACUCGGUGUUUACUUCAACAGGAGUUCUGUAGUUUCAUAUCGUUCACCAGGUACGGCACACUGCGCUGAUAUGUAUGUACCAAGAAAGAUAGAUAAGCCUGGUUUGGCAGUAGCUCGUCGCUUGGUGAAGGAGAAUAUUGCAAAAUGGUUAGGAAUUCGAUUAGAGAAAUCAUCAAAUGAAGAAGCUGCUGACCCAAAACACGAAGAACAACAGCAGAAACAG